Molecule: messenger RNA, 1644 nt
Organism: Leptosia nina
Lineage: Eukaryota; Metazoa; Arthropoda; Insecta; Lepidoptera; Pieridae
Source: the annotation of a GenBank genome assembly
AUGGGCGAUAAAGAGGGCGAUGUCAAAACCGGUGAAGUAAAGAGAAUAGACCUAGACGAUGUGCUGGUCAACGAACUAGGCCAAUUUGGGCCCUUCCAGCUUCGGUACAUGAUAUUGGUAGCUAUCCCUCUCAUCAUGUCCGCCUUUAUGAGCGAAUAUAUCUUCUCCGCUGCAGCCAUUCCACACAGAUGCCGCGUUCCCGAAUGCGGGGAAGACACUAAGCUAGUGCCGUUCGAGCCCAACUGGCUUCUUAAUGCGAUGCCCGACAGAGGAACAGCCUCGUCAACUUGUAAUCGGUACCAACCAGUAGACAAUCCUGCAGUCAACGGCACCCUUGAAACUUGCCCUGCAUCCCUCUUCGAUCAAUCGGUCACUGUUAGCUGCGACACUUUUGUCUACGCGCGGGAUAAUUCCGUUGUAUACGAUUUCGAUCUUGGAUGUCAAGAAUUUAUGCGAGUAUUAGCCGGUACUCUUAACAGCGUGGGAACUUUGUUGGUACUCCCGAUCACUGGAUACGUUUCUGACAAGUUUGGCAGAAGAAUUGCGCUCAUCAUCAGCGUGUUUAAUCUGGCUCUCAUUGGACUCAUCAGGGCCUUUUCCGUCAACUACAACAUGUAUUUGGCUCUACAAAUUCUACAAACCACUCUCGGUGCCGGCACAUUCAGUUCGGCUUAUGUUUUCGCUGCGGAACUUGUCGGACCGAAAUGGAGGGUAGUGGCAAGUGCAACGGCAACUUCUAUGUUCGCUACCGGUCAAGUGAUUUUGGGUGGUGUCGCGUGGCUGAUCCAGCCCUGGCGCUACAUGAUUAUGGCGCUUCACAUUCCUUGCUUUUUGAUCAUCUCGUACUAUUGGAUUCUCUCUGAGAGUAUCAGGUGGCUGUUGUCUAAGCAAAAGUUCGAAGAGGCGAGAAAGGUUCUCGAGAACAUCGCAAGGGUUAACAAGAAGCAGAUCAGCGAGAAGUCUAUGGAAGGGCUUCUGACACCACCACCUGUUACUGACGAAUCCGUUAAGGAAAAUAAGGACGGCUUAAUAAAAACAAUACUUAGAUCGAAGAUUUUAUUACGUCGCGUUUGCACCACUCCAAUCUGGUGGAUCACCACAACCUUCGUUUACUACGGACUCUCUAUUAAUUCCACGAGUCUCUCCGACACCAUCUAUCUCAACUACAUCCUGACGGUGGCCAUCGAGAUUCCCGGCUUCUACACGGCGGUCUUCAUUCUAGAUAGAUUAGGAAGAAGGCCGACCCUCUCGGCCGGUUUCUUCUUCAGCGCUGCCUGCAAUAUCGCUUUCGUGUUCAUCCCUCAAGAUUUGAACGUGGUCCGUCUCGUGAUCUACCUGGCGGGCAAGUUUGGCAUUUCUCUGGUGUUCACGUCUCUCUAUUUAUUCACAUCGGAGCUGUACCCUACUGAAUUCCGACACACUCUGCUCGCCUUCUCUUCCAUGGUCGGCAGAAUUGGCUCUAUCACAGCACCUUUGACACCAGUACUUAUGGAUUACUGGCACGGUAUCCCUUCCAUGAUGUUCGGCGGCAUGGCUAUCCUCUCGGGCAUCCUCAUCCUCACUCAACCGGAGACUGUCGGUACUAAAAUGCCAGACACGUUGGCCGAAGCAGAAGCGAUUGGAAGAAAGGGAAAGGAACGAUAA